CUCUCCGUACAGGAAUGUGAAGACUGCAUUACGUCAGUUAUCCUGCCAGCGGCAAGAAAGCAGCAGCAGUGUCGUCCAGAAGGAGUGUGUGGUUCCUUUUUUCCUGCGGAGAAUUAAAGGGAUUUGUGCUUCUUUUCCUGAGGUAUUCAGAGUUGAGAAUCCUGGUUGAACGACGGGGAGGAAUGAGACUCUGAAGCGGCGCAUCACAGCUCCCCUGCUCCAGUAUGAAAAGUUUGUAAAAGGAUUUGAAUAACCACGACACUCAGAAAGUAGAUGGAGGAACCAGGAGGUACAGUUACUUGUUACUGUGCGGGAUGUGGAGGAGAAAUCCAGGACUCGUUUCACACGAAAGUCCUUCAGGACACCUGGCACAACGCCUGCUUUCAGUGCUCCGUGUGCUGUGACCACCUGACUAACUGGUACUAUGAGAAGGAGGGCAAGCUGUACUGUCGCAAACACUACUGGGAGCAGUUUGGAGAGCUCUGUCAUGGCUGCUCUCUGCUCAUGACUGGACCUGCCAUGGUGGCCGGAGAACACAAGUACCACCCAGAGUGCUUUGUGUGUCUGAGCUGCAAGGUGGUGAUUGAGGACAGGGAUACCUACGCUUUAGUUGAACGAUCCAAACUCUACUGUGGGAAGUGCUACAAGCAGGUGGUUCUUACACCCAUGUUGGAAAAGCGCUCCCACGACUCAAUCCUUGACUCCCUGCCCCACACGGUGACCCUCAUCUCGAUGCCCUCUGCAGCCAACGGCAAGAGGGGCUUCUCUGUCACAGUGUUGAGGGAUGUCAAUGGAUCGGCGACUGUUCAAGUCAAAGAAGUCAGAGGGAUGCUUAUUAGUCCAGAGGUGCGAAAUGCCAUCCACGUUGGGGACAGGAUUCUGGAGAUUAACGGCCUUCCUGUUGGGACACUGAUGCAGGAGGAGGUGGAUGAUCUUAUUCACUGCACCAGUCACACGCUGCAGCUGCUCAUAGAGUAUGACCCAGUCAGGCAGCGUUUAGACCGGCUCAGGCUGGGAUCACCAAGAACCCAUCUGGGAGUCCCAGCCACCUCACGCAUGCGUCUGUCGUCACCUUCUGAUGCGGUACUGGAAAGAACCGAUGUGGUCGAUGAAGGCACACUGAAAAGAAGGUCUUUGAGGCGCAGUAACAGCAUAUGUAAGUCACCUGGGCCAAAUUCUCCUAAAGAGACGGUUUUCAUUACAAGAGACAUUGGGCGCUCUGAGUCCUUGAGAUCCUCCAGUAGCUGCUCUCAUCGCAUCUUCCGGCCAUGUGACCUCAUCCACGGAGAAAUCUUAGGAAAAGGCUUCUUCGGACAGGCCAUCAAGGUGACUCAUAAAGCCACAGGAGAGGUGAUGGUGAUGAAGGAGCUGAUCCGUUGUGAUGAGGAGACCCAGAAGACUUUCCUAAAGGAGGUCAAAGUGAUGCGAUGCCUUGAACAUCCCCAUGUCUUGAAGUUCAUCGGUGUGCUCUACAAGGAUAAGAGGCUCAAUCUGAUAACAGAAUAUAUCGAGGGAGGCACUCUGAAGGAUUUCAUCAGAGACACGGAUCCGUUUCCAUGGGAGCAAAGGGUGAGCUUUGCAAAGAGCAUCGCUUCUGGCAUGGCCUACCUCCACUCCAUGAGCAUCAUACACAGAGACCUCAAUUCUCACAACUGCCUGGUUAAACUGGACAACACUGUGGUCGUCGCUGACUUUGGACUGUCCCGACUCAUUGUGGAGGACAAAGUUAAGCCUCUGCCCGAAAAACCAACCAAUAAGAAGAGGGUGUUCAGACGCAUCGACAGAAAGAAGCGGUACACUGUCGUGGGAAACCCUUACUGGAUGGCUCCAGAAAUGCUAAACGGUAAACGCUAUGAUGAGAAGGUGGACAUUUUCUCCUUUGGAAUUGUGCUCUGUGAGAUCAUUGGAAAAGUCUAUGCAGACCCCGAGUGCCUCCCCAGGACUCUGGACUUUGGCCUGAAUGUUGGCAAGUUUGUGGAGAAGUUCCUCCCUGAAGACUGUCCACCAGCUUUCUUUCCACUGACCGUGGCCUGCUGUGACCUCACACCAGACAACCGUCCACCUUUCCAGAAGCUGGAGGACUGGUUUGAUGCUCUGUCCCUCAACCAGGAGCUGGGAAUCCCCCUGCCAGCUGAACUGGAUGAACUGCAUCAGAGCGUGAGUCGACUUCACUGGCCUAAAGACGGCUCACCAUCCCAGAGCACAGAUCAGCCAUCAACGCCAACAGCGGCCUCUCCAGACUCUUCCAGCAUGACAGACGGUGGCACCUAGGACCUGUGCUUCUCUUUUAUGACCCCUGUGAACUGCUGCACUAAUACCGUGGAUGAGGAAAAAAAGGGAGGGAAAUUGCAUUGAACCCGAGCCAUAUUAAAACUGGAUAACCUGAGGUAGCUGGACCAGUCUCCCCGUGUGGGACCUUAACUUUGAGAGUGCCAGUGAACUGCACUGUGGGUGGAAAGACGCAUUUCAAAAAGACAAGUGUUAACUUACUAAUUAUUUUUACCCUACUAAGCCCCCACUUGACACGCAGGGUUGUUUUAAUGUUUACUGUGUAUAAAGACGAUAUGCAGCUUUCUUUGGUCAUUUCCCCGACAUAAGACAGACAUCUUUAUAAGGUGUAAAACCUCAUUGAGUCAGAUGUGUCAGCGGUUUUGUUUUUCAGGCUCUGAAGUUGUUGUUUGCUAUGUGUGGAAUGCACAGAUCAGUCCUCGUCCACCAGAGGACUCACUUCACCUCACUGCGGCAGCAGAGAAAACAAAGAUGCUGCACAGUCUGGCUGAUUGACACGUCUAUGUAAACACAGGGCGGUGCUUGGAGAAAAAUGGUGUGACUUGAAGCAGCAGUGGACGCAAACCACACUCUGCCCUCAAAUAGUUCGUCAGUCUGACAUUUGGCACACGGAGAAGAAAUAGUUAGAUUUUUUUCCAUCUAAGCACCACUGAUCUAGUUUUUGACGAGAUGGUUACAAGUAUGCUUCUGUACUUUGUAGUCUGAUGAUUUUAAUUAUUUCUUAGAAUGAUGAACGAACACUACUUUUGUUUCUAUCAAACACUUGAUGUCUAUGUUAAAAACCAGGGCAGAAGCUCUUUUGGAAAGCAGCGCUGUUAUUAAUAGACAUAAUCAUGCAACAGUUGACCAUAGAAAGUUGUUUUGUACAGAUGAACUGGAUUUUUUUGCCUUAAGCAAUGUAUAUAAAUAUGUACAUAUUAUGUCUCUAAUUUGAUAUUUUUUUUCUAACAGGAACUCUAGAUUUGUAGAUUUUUAGACAUUUCGUCAAUGAUGGACGUUUUUGCCUUUUUGCUAUCAAUAUGCAAGGUACUGACGACCAGUUGUAACCACUAUUAUUAUUUAUAUCCCUGUAGUGUUUAAAAAUAAACCCUCCUAAAGUUGG
This is a messenger RNA of Epinephelus lanceolatus (giant grouper), 3391 nucleotides long. It is a transcript of the gene limk2, whose product is annotated as LIM domain kinase 2. Gene Ontology annotation, cellular component: nucleus; cytoplasm. The record is from RefSeq and is a predicted model, not a curated record. Gene Ontology annotation, molecular function: protein serine/threonine kinase activity; protein binding; ATP binding. Gene Ontology annotation, biological process: protein phosphorylation; actin cytoskeleton organization. NCBI's taxonomy places the organism in Eukaryota, Metazoa, Chordata, Actinopteri, Perciformes, Serranidae.